Molecule: messenger RNA, 2248 nt
Organism: Dufourea novaeangliae
Lineage: Eukaryota; Metazoa; Arthropoda; Insecta; Hymenoptera; Halictidae
Gene: ple
Product: tyrosine 3-monooxygenase
Exons: 7
Coding region: 538-2214 (558 amino acids)
Biological process (GO): dopamine biosynthetic process from tyrosine
Cellular component (GO): cytoplasm; axon; perikaryon
Molecular function (GO): tyrosine 3-monooxygenase activity; iron ion binding
Source: RefSeq, a predicted model, not a curated record
UGACCCCGACGUUAGCCGGCGGUGAAGGGAGGCAACGUUUAUAUGCGGCGGCAAUCCGCCCCGUAGGCGCAUUCGCUCGCACGCUUCGUCCAAAGUGGACUUACACGAGAGAGGGACCGACCCGUUGUCAUCUUCAGCGUCCUUGCCGCCAGCUGCCGCCGUUGUUGUUGUUGUUGUCGUCACCGUUGUGCCCUAUCGAACCAACGGAACGAGAUUACCGAACGGGGAAAAACAGAACGAACAGUUGGACUAAAAGAGGAAUCGUCAGCGGGCCAACCGAUAAAAACCUGAAAAGCAUAUUCGAAGCUGAAGAAGAAGAAUUGUUUUCGUGAUCGGUAGUACAGCCCGAAUUUCGAUAUAGUUUUCCCCGGUGAUCCGUCGUCGAUUUACACGGCAGUGAAAAGCACAGGCAGUCCUUGUUGCGCACGUAUUUCCCUGCAACGCCCCCCUCUCCACCCCCUGAAGAGAGGAUACCGAGCAACAGAACAGGAAAAGCUUGAAGAGUUUUCGCAAACGAAGAACGACACGGCGGAUACGAUGGCUGUCGCAGCGGCGCAAAAGAACCGCGAAAUGUUCGCUAUCAAGAAGUCCUACAGUAUCGAGAAUGGAUAUCCUGCAAGACGACGAUCCCUCGUGGAUGACGCCCGUUUUGAAACUUUGGUUGUGAAACAGACGAAGCAAAGCGUGUUGGAAGAGGCUCGACAACGAACGAAUGAUUCGGAACAUUUAGAUGAUCAGACGGAAAUCGUUUCAUCGAGCGAUGACGAGCAGGUGGAGACGUUAGCGUGUGCAGCCAAAAAUGGAGAAGCGAGAGCUGAAGUGUCAUCGGACAGCGACGACAAACCGGACGACGAUUACGACGAUGACGCCGGAUUAACCGAGGAGGAAGUGGUGCUGAUGAAGACGAUAGCCGAGAGUCCUGAAACCGAGCAUACGGUACAAAGGGCGGCGCUGGUUUUGCGUCUGCGCGAAGGAAUCGGUUCGCUGGCGAGGAUUCUGAAAACGAUCGAGAACUUCAAGGGCACGGUGACUCACGUCGAGUCCCGGCCGUCGAAGAGGGAGGGCCUGCAGUUGGAUGUCCUCGUGAAGGUUGACAUGAGUAAACAAUGCUUGCUACAGCUAAUCCGAAAUCUCCGUCAGAGUUCAGCGUUGGACGGCAUCACUCUGCUCGCGGACAAUUUCGUCAGCAUUAAGGAUCCCUGGUUCCCACGUCACGCCUCUGAUCUGGACAAUUGCAACCAUUUGAUGACCAAAUACGAGCCCGAUCUUGACAUGAAUCAUCCCGGUUUCGCUGACAAGGAGUACCGUGCCCGCAGAAAGGUCAUCGCAGAAAUCGCUUUCGCUUAUAAGUACGGAGACCCCAUACCCAGCAUUCCUUACACCGAAACGGAGAACGAAACCUGGUCCAGAGUGUUCAACACUGUCGUUGACUUAGUCCCGAAACACGCCUGCAUGGAGUAUCAGAGAGUAUUUAAGAAACUGCAAGAGGAGAAGAUCUUCGAGGCACAUCGCAUACCUCAGCUGCAAGAGGUCAGCGACUUCUUGAAGAAGAACACUGGAUUCACUCUGAGACCCGCAGCCGGAUUGCUCACAGCCCGAGACUUUUUGUCUAGUCUUGCCUUCAGAGUAUUCCAGAGCACCCAGUACAUCCGUCACAUCAAAACGCCGUUCCACACGCCAGAACCAGACUGUAUCCACGAACUGUUAGGACACAUGCCGCUGUUGGCUGACCCAAGCUUUGCUCAGUUCUCCCAAGAAAUCGGUCUCGCGUCCCUCGGUGCAUCAGACGAGGAAAUCGAAAAAUUGUCCACCAUCUACUGGUUCACAGUUGAAUUCGGUCUUUGCAAGGAAGGUCCAGAGGUAAAAGCUUACGGCGCCGGUCUCCUGUCCGCUUACGGAGAGCUGCUUCACGCGUUGAGCGACAAAUGUGAACACCGACCGUUCGAGCCAACGACUACAGCGCUUCAAAAGUAUCAGGAUCAGGAAUACCAACCGAUAUACUACGUCGCGGAAAGUUUCGAGGACGCUAAAGAGAAAUUCCGUCGCUGGGUGGCAACCAUGAGCCGACCUUUCGAGGUGAGGUACGAUCCACACACCCAGCGCGUGGAGGUGCUCGACAGCGUCGACAGGCUGGAAAAUCUUGUGUCUCAGCUGAACACCGAGAUGGUCCAUCUCACGAACGCCAUUAACAAGAUCAAGAAGUCUUACGCGUAAGAACGAGUAGGUUCCACCCCCCUCCCCCCCUAAC